This is a messenger RNA of Eurypyga helias (sunbittern), 2428 nucleotides long. It is a transcript of the gene COPB2, whose product is annotated as coatomer protein complex, subunit beta 2 (beta prime). The record is from RefSeq and is a predicted model, not a curated record. The transcript is spliced from 18 exons. NCBI's taxonomy places the organism in Eukaryota, Metazoa, Chordata, Aves, Eurypygiformes, Eurypygidae. Gene Ontology annotation, molecular function: protein binding; structural molecule activity. Gene Ontology annotation, biological process: retrograde vesicle-mediated transport, Golgi to endoplasmic reticulum; intra-Golgi vesicle-mediated transport; endoplasmic reticulum to Golgi vesicle-mediated transport. The annotation marks the transcript as partial. Gene Ontology annotation, cellular component: COPI vesicle coat.
AUGACAUGCUCAUUAAACUCUGGGACUGGGAUAAAAAAUGGUCUUGUUCUCAGGUGUUUGAAGGACACACCCAUUAUGUCAUGCAGAUUGUCAUAAACCCAAAAGACAAUAAUCAGUUUGCCAGUGCCUCUUUGGACAGGACAAUCAAGGUGUGGCAGCUGGGCUCUUCUUCACCUAACUUUACCUUGGAAGGCCACGAGAAAGGAGUGAACUGCAUUGACUAUUACAGCGGAGGAGACAAGCCGUACCUCAUUUCAGGUGCCGAUGACCGGUUGGUCAAGAUCUGGGACUACCAGAAUAAAACAUGUGUACAUUAACUGGAAGGACACGCUCAAAAUGUGUCGUGUGUCAGCUUCCAUCCUGAGUUGCCUAUCAUCAUCACCGGCUCAGAAGAUGGAACUGUGCGCAUUUGGCAUUCGAGCACCUACCGCCUGGAGAGUACCCUCAACUACGGUAUGGAGAGGGUGUGGUGUGUGGCCAGCCUAAGAGGAUCCAAUAACGUGGCUUUGGGGUAUGAUGAAGGCAGCAUUAUUGUUAAGCUUGGUCGUGAAGAGCCUGCCAUGUCCAUGGAUGCAAAUGGAAAAAUUAUUUGGGCUAAACACUCAGAAGUCCAACAGGCUAACUUGAAAGCUAUGGGAGAUGCUGAAAUCAAAGAUGGAGAAAGAUUGCCGCUGGCUGUGAAGGAUAUGGGGAGCUGCGAAAUCUAUCCUCAGACAAUUCAGCACAACCCUAAUGGACGGUUUGUAGUGGUGUGUGGCGAUGGUGAAUAUAUCAUCUACACGGCUAUGGCCUUGCGGAACAAGAGCUUUGGUUCUGCGCAGGAGUUUGUAUGGGCGCACGAUUCUUCAGAAUACGCAAUCAGAGAGAGCAACAGUGUUGUAAAGAUAUUUAAAAAUUUCAAAGAGAAGAAGUCAUUCAAACCUGAUUUUGGAGCAGAAGGCAUUUACGGUGGCUUCCUCUUGGGUGUCAGAUCUGUUAAUGGUUUGGCAUUCUAUGACUGGGAAAACACAGAGCUGAUUCGCAGAAUUGAAAUUCAGCCCAAGCAUAUCUUCUGGUCCGACUCGGGUGAGCUUGUCUGCAUUGCCACGGAAGAGUCCUUCUUCAUUCUGAAAUACCUCUCCGAAAAGGUUGCGGCAGUCCAAGAAACGCAUGAAGGAGUCACUGAAGACGGAAUUGAAGAUGCUUUUGAGGUUCUUGGUGAGAUUCAGGAGAUUGUGAAAACGGGGUUGUGGGUAGGCGACUGCUUCAUUUACACCAGUUCUGUGAACAGGCUCAACUACUACGUUGGAGGCGAAAUUGUCACUAUUGCCCAUUUAGACAGGACAAUGUAUCUUUUGGGGUAUAUCCCCAAGGACAACCGACUUUAUUUGGGUGAUAAAGAGCUAAACAUCGUCAGCUACUCUUUGCUGGUCUCAGUGCUUGAAUAUCAAACUGCUGUGAUGAGAAGAGAUUUUGGGAUGGCUGAUAAAGUUCUUCCGACGAUUCCAAAAGAACAGAGGACCAGAGUUGCACACUUUCUUGAAAAACAGGGCUUCAAACAACAAGCUCUUGCAGUAUCUACAGAUCCAGAGCAUCGUUUUGAACUUGCUCUUCAACUUGGAGAAUUAAAAAUAGCCUAUCAGCUUGCAGUGGAAGCAGAGUCAGAACAGAAAUGGAAGCAACUUGCUGAGCUUGCCAUUAGCAAAUGCCAGUUUGGCUUAGCCCAGGAGUGUCUCCACCACGCGCAGGACUACGGGGGAUUACUGCUGCUGGCUACAGCCUCGGGAAACGCGAACAUGGUGAAUAAACUGGCUGAAGGGGCAGAAAAAGAUGGCAAGAACAAUGUCGCAUUUAUGAGCUACUUCCUGCAGGGAAAGCUGGACUCCUGUUUGGAACUCCUGAUUAAAACCGGGCGCCUCCCAGAAGCCGCUUUUCUCGCACGGACGUAUUUGCCAAGCCAAGUUUCCAGGGUUGUCAAACUGUGGCGGGAGAAUCUCUCUAAAGUCAACCAAAAAGCUGCUGAGUCCCUUGCAGAUCCUACAGAAUACGAAAAUCUUUUCCCUGGACUAAAGGAAGCUUUUGUUGCUGAAGAGUAUGUUAAAAACAGUCUUGCUGACCUGCGGCCAGCCAGGGAAUACCCCCUUGUCACUCCAAAUGAAGAACGAAACUUGCUAGAAGAAGCAAAGGGCUUUGAGCUGUCCGGAGUAAUGGCACCUCAGAGGAAGGCUGAGGAACCAGUUCCAUCUCCUAAGCAGGACGUGAUGAAGACAGUUUUGCAGAAUUCUGAUCUUCUUCCAACAAGAGAUCAAAAGACACUGCUGGACUUGGAAGAUGACUUGGAUAACUUGGAUCUGGAGGAUAUCGAUACCACAGAUAUCAACCUGGAUGAAGAGAUCUUAGAUGAGUGAACGUACUUUUGAGAUGACCAAAUAAAUUUACUCCAAACCAA